Molecule: messenger RNA, 3726 nt
Organism: Anolis carolinensis (green anole)
Lineage: Eukaryota; Metazoa; Chordata; Lepidosauria; Squamata; Anolidae
Product: protein HEG homolog 1
Exons: 12
Coding region: 797-2011 (404 amino acids)
Biological process (GO): heart development
Source: RefSeq, a predicted model, not a curated record
AGAAGUCAGUUGAGGCUUGAGUCUGUUUGAAUGCAGAAGCCAAUGUUAGCUAGAAGUCAGUUGAGGCUUGAGUCUGUUUGAGUGCAGAAGCCAGUGUUAGGAGCUAGAAGACAGGUGAGGCUUGAAUUUCCUUGGAAAUAGGCUGUUAUAAAAGAGAGCUGUACAGAGCAAUAUAGAUUUGAAGAGACUGUUAAAGACUGUAAGUUAUAGAUACAAACUGAAACAUUUUAAGGCUUAACCUGACAUAUUUAGAUACAUGAAGUUGUGAGUAAAACUAAUGUUAUUUCAAAGAAGUCUACUUGAGUCUUUUGUCUGCUGAGAGCAUCAAAUAGAAACACAGUAUUUACAUGUCCAGUGAUCAUGAUAAUCCAUUACUCAAUAAACUAAAGGAGCACCUCAGAAAUUCUGCUACCUAAUAAGUUAUGAUCCUAACAAGCCAUAAUCCCCAUUAGGUUGUGAUCCUCACAGGUCACAAUCCAGUAGUCCAAUAUUGACUAACUUUGGCAUGAAAAGUGCUAAUGCAGAAAACGGCUGAAGUGACGAAAACUGAUCUGAGAACUUUAGGUGCAAACAACACAAAUCUACAUAGUCAGAGACAAUGACUCUUUAAGUUGAGGGAGUUAAACAACAUCUGUUCCUGAAUUGAUGAAGCUCCAGCAGGUCUGAACUGAAUAGCAGGUUAUCAAAACAACCAAAUAACAGAUAAUCAAACGACGUUACAUAAUCCUUUUCUCUUCUGCUGUAGGGAUGCAGCAUUCUGAACACCCGCCUCCUCCCAAGAAGCCGGACGGAGUGAAUGAAGAAGGAUGAGGUCAGCGCAGCCAACUGGUCAGCGGGGAUGGCCCCCACCGCCUGGCCUGUGCCCACCACCAUGGAGACUACGGCUGAAUGGACAACAGUGGAUUGGCCCAAGGGGAUGAUAGAGCCCCUCCUGGCCUGCAAGGGGGACGGGGACUGCCCUCCGUGGAGCCGCUGCGAGGAGACGGCAGGGUCCGGGCGCAGGUUCUGCCGCUGUGGGCUGGGCUCCCACCUGCACCCUUCCCUGGGCUGCAUUCCAGCCAGGGUCUUUGCUGCCCGCCUGCUGUUGCUGCCGCCGCCGCCCCCACCGCCCCCCUUGGAAGCCCCCACAGAGGAGCAGGUGGACCUCCAGCUCCGGAGCUUGUUCCACCGCAUCUUGGGACACCUGGAUGGCUACCUGGGAACAUCUGUCCCCAGGGGGUUCGGUGAGGAGGUGAUGCUGACGCACCACUUCUCGGCCCGGGUCCCGGCCACGGUCCAGGAGGUGGAGGGGGCUCUCGCUGCCUUCCGAGCGCGGUGCCACGAUAAGAGCAGCCCCGUCAGCCAUGGCCAGCUCUGCGCCUUCCUGCACCAAAUGGUCAACUACCAGAGCCUGAGCCUCUGCGACCUCGACCCCUGCGACCCCUUCUCCACCACCUGCUCCGCCCAGGAGGGUCUCCUCCGCUGCACUUGCCGGGCGGGAUUCCUCCAGGCUGACCCCAUGGACCGCACCUGCGCAGCUUGCUACAGUGGGUUGUUCCUGCAGGACGGCACCUGCGCCAGGUGUCCAUUUGGGUUCAGUGGCCCCGGCUGCCAGGAACCCUUCCUGCUGGCCUUGGUCCUGGUCUCCUGCUUCGCUGGGAUCCUCCUCCUCCUCCUCCUCCUGUUCCUGGUGGUGCUCCUUCUUCCAGGAAGAGCCCCCCGCCCCCCUCCAGAGCCCCCCGGCCCCCCUCCGCUGGCGCUCCUCUCUCCGCCCCUGAACCUGCCCCGGGUGCGGCCCCCCUGGACCCAGGCCGAGGAGGAGGGGCCCCACGGAGACAGCCGGAGACCCCCGCCUGUGGUCCUCUGGGAAGCGGGCGGGGCCCCAGGAUCCGGCCCGCGCAGCAUGAAGACCUUCCUGGGGGGCCCCAAGACCCCUCCCCCGGCUGCAGCCCCCCAGCCUCUUGCAGGAAAUGCCAACCUCGCCUUUGUGGGGGACGCAGCGGAGGGGGUGGGCAGGAGGAGCGCCUUCUGAAGUGACCGGGGGGGGGGGGGGGCUCUUGCCUUCAUUACAUUUACUCCAAAGGGAAGCCAUAAAGCCCUAGCCAGCUCUGCCCCCCCUUUAUCCCCCUUUUGCAUUUGGGACUGGAUUCUCUUCUGCACAAUAUUGUUUCCAAAAUGAGGGGGGGGGAUUCAGGGGCACCCAUUAGUCCUCAUUGCACCCCAAAUGUUCUGAGUAAAAUUCUCAUUAUAAGCCAAAGACCCUUUCAAUGGGGACCCAGGACCCUCCCAUAAUCCAGGAGCAUGAAGCAAAGUCAUUGCCGCCCACCCUUCCACGAGAGAAGCCUUUGUGGGAGGGGUCCGGCCAGGGUGGCCAAGGCCAAGGUGUGGGAGGGAGGCGCUGGCAAAGGGCUUUCCACCUGGAGCAGUCAUGCAAAGGCCUUUUAUUGCAAGGAGGGGGGUGGUGCCUGGCCUUGCAAGGCCAGCCUCUUCCUAAGGUCAAGGCCAAGGCCGGUGGUCAGCUGCCCAGUCAGUGAAGCCUCCUGGCAAGCAUGGCUCUGCCUCCUGCCGAGAAUCAUGCAAACGCUGAGAUGGCCUUGCAAAUUGCUGGACUUUUAAAGUAUGUUUUUGGCAAAUAUAAUUGUAAAUAAACAACGCUUCCUUGUCCUUAUCAGUCUGGUCUGACCGCCUGACCCUCUUACCAAAAGGCCUCUCGGUUUGUCUGGUCUGGGAAACUAGUUCAGUGCUUCCUGGGGAUGGAUAUCUAUGCACUAGACCAGGGUUGCUUUCACCCGUUGGAAUUAAAACACCCAUGAAAUAGACGAGAGCUGGUUGUCAGGUGGCCAUAAGCCGAGAGGAGGCAAAAUCAAGACACAUCAGCAGACCUUGUUACGGAAUGGAAAAUCAAAAUACGUAGCCUAUGUUUGUUCACUAAUUUGCCAGAGAAAGAAGAAAUGUGCCAUGUGACGCAGGGGAACAAUAAAGAACAAGUAAUGUAUUCUUCUUAAACCCAGAACAACAUAUGCACAAUAUGCUCUGUUGCACCAAUAUGUCCUUUGAGGAGAUCUCAGAUAGUCUUUCCUUUGUCCGUGGGGAUAAGUCCCUCCAUGAAGAGAGAGCACACUUCAACAUCUGCGUGUGUCUCUGUCUCUGCUUCUCUCUGCAAACUCUCUGCUCCUGCUUAGCUCAAGCCUGAACAAAAACACAACAGUGUCAGAAACUCCCAGGCUUAGCCAGCUCUCCAGACAUGGAGCUUCAUGCAUCUUAUUUGGCAGUUGACACACACACCGCUGAUUUCUUACACAUCAUACCAGACCUGAAGUACUGAAAUCAUUUACUCAUGAAGACUUGUGCAAAGACAUCACACAGUAUGUUGUUGCAGUAUCUCAGUCAGGAAGAAUAUAUUGCGCCAAAUUGCUAUGUGUGUGUGUGUAAAGAAAUCCUUGCAGAGUUGUUUGCAAAAGAUCUCUGCAAAAGGGAGCUUUUUGCAGAGGCAAGCCACGCCUCAAACAAUGUAUCAGUUUGCUGGCAGAUGGCUGGAUUCGUCAGUUGGGAGCUUGUAGGGAGAGCACAGAAAUAGACAGGCUCUCUAGCUACGGUCAAGUAGCAGUUUAAAUAUGCUAUGCUGGAUAUAUAUUGAAUGCUGAUUGAUUAGUUAUUGAUCCUAUGCAACUACAAGGACAUUGUACGAUUGCUGAACUGUUUAUUUGACUUCAACUCAACAAGUAAAGUUUCCUUUUGUUCUUUCAA